Messenger RNA from Eucalyptus grandis, 1252 nucleotides. Its product is annotated as THO complex subunit 3. Gene Ontology annotation, cellular component: THO complex part of transcription export complex. Gene Ontology annotation, molecular function: protein binding. Gene Ontology annotation, biological process: mRNA export from nucleus. NCBI's taxonomy places the organism in Eukaryota, Viridiplantae, Streptophyta, Magnoliopsida, Myrtales, Myrtaceae. The record is from RefSeq and is a predicted model, not a curated record. The transcript has 11 exons. Bases 92 to 1033 code for a protein of 313 amino acids.
AAAUUCGGCCCAUCGAUUUUCAAUACUUUCUUCCCCUCCUGCGUCGCUAGCAGCGCGAGAGCAAGCUUCCGCAAGCUUUCGAUUCGCUCGCAUGGAGGAGGCGAUCCCCUUCAAGAAUCUCCCAAGCAGAGAAUACCAAGGUCACAAGAAGAAGGUGCAUUCGGUGGCCUGGAACUGCACGGGGACGAAGCUCGCGUCCGGCUCCGUCGAUCAGACCGCUCGCGUCUGGCACAUCGAGCCUCACGGCCAUGGUAAGGUUAAAGAUAUUGAAUUGAAAGGGCACACGGACAGUGUGGAUCAAUUAUGUUGGGAUCCGAAGCAUGCAGAUUUAAUUGCAACAGCAUCAGGCGACAAGACUGUACGGCUGUGGGAUGCACGAAGUGGAAAAUGCUCGCAGCAAGCAGAACUCAGUGGGGAAAACAUCAACAUAACCUACAAACCUGAUGGAACACAUGUGGCAGUUGGUAAUAGGGAUGAUGAGCUAACGAUUUUGGAUGUUCGGAAGUUUAAGCCAAUUCACAAGCGGAAGUUCAAUUAUGAGGUAAAUGAAAUAGCAUGGAACAUGUCAGGAGAGAUGUUCUUUUUGACAACAGGAAAUGGUACUGUUGAAGUACUAGCAUACCCAUCUCUUCGACCUGUUGAUACCCUUAUGGCUCACACUGCUGGUUGCUAUUGUAUUGCAAUUGACCCAGUUGGAAGGUAUUUUGCUGUUGGAAGUGCAGAUUCCUUAGUGAGCCUGUGGGAUAUCUCUGAGAUGCUCUGUGUGAGGACUUUUACGAAACUUGAAUGGCCCGUAAGGACAAUAAGCUUCAAUCAUACUGGAGAUUACGUUGCUUCUGCCAGUGAAGAUCUGUUCAUUGACAUUUCAAAUGUUCAAACUGGACGGACAGUGCACCAAAUUCCAUGCCGAGCUGCGAUGAACAGUGUGGAAUGGAAUCCUAAAUACAAUUUACUCGCAUAUGCUGGGGAUGACAAAAACAAGUACCAGGCAGAUGAAGGUGUUUUCCGGAUAUUUGGAUUUGAGAGUGCAUGAGAUUUCAGAGCAGGGCGAAAUGAUUUUGCGCAUGCACAAGAGUUUCCAAUUUUGUGUUCGCUUAGGAUUUUUUGUACACAUUCGAAAUCUCGUGUAUGGGACGGAUCUAUCUUUCUUGCAAGGAGUUCUUUGCACGUCUGUCUAUUUACGAAGGAAGAGCGUGUUCUUUCUUUGAUCUUACCAAGAACUUAUUUACUUCACAAAACUUUUUUUUUUAAA